Messenger RNA from Portunus trituberculatus (swimming crab), 5472 nucleotides. Its product is annotated as serine-rich adhesin for platelets-like. Lineage: Eukaryota; Metazoa; Arthropoda; Malacostraca; Decapoda; Portunidae. The record is from RefSeq and is a predicted model, not a curated record. The coding region runs from base 763 to 2505 and encodes 580 amino acids. The transcript has 12 exons.
AAAAUAUCCCAGUGAUGCAGGUGACAAAAUAAUACCAAAAAAUCACCUUGCGCUGGGCUGAAAGGCAAUGGAAAGCGAGAAAUAAUAGCAAGGAAAAAGUUUAAAUGGGACUAUGUAAACACGCCGUGGAACAACAAAGAUGGACGGACGCUAUGAUUGGCUCGCUGAGAGGCGGGCUCGGCGCCUCGCGCGGUGAUUGGCUGAGACCCACGUGGUGGCGCAUGGCGGCGACAGGAUUAAGAGAAUAAUCCUGGCGGCGAUACCCCUCUUGCUCGCUAUCUCACGGCUUGGUCUAGCAAGAAAGCGCUGGACUUUAAGACCUUUAGCUACCACGAACAAGGGUCGAUAUCGAAAUGCGGCCAACGCUGUUCAUAAGUAGAGGGAUAAGCCUAUUACAUCCCACCAAAAAGUGAAAACCGGUAUUUUGGCGGAGAUAGCCCUCCUGUUCUAGACGCCUCCAUCUUCACCUGCUGAUGGCUUUGUGACUGUGACAUCAUAACACUUUGACAUUUUGUAAGGACGUGGGGUAAUCAGUCAGCGGGAUUUGUGAAGUGUAGUGACGCUGGGUGGUGUGAUGAUAGUGGUCUCCGUGGCAGCCACAGAAUGUUUACUUGGCAACACGUGCAUGACGACGCGUCCUUCCUCGCCUCAGUGUAUACCUCGUCAGACGCUAGUGACGCCAUUGUAACCUGUGUGCUGCUGACUUCCUUAAUUGUUUGUUCGUAACCUGAGGAAGUUACUGUUGAAGGUGACACGUCGAGGAUGAUGACGCGGGCCGCCCUUCCUCUUAUUACAGCCUGGGCGUGGGUGAUGUGUGUGGUGCUCGGUGUCACCUGGACACCAGCACAAGGUGAGAUCACUGAUUACCGUGUCAAGUGGUGCCACUGUGACCUGGACGCGUGCCUCAAGAAGGUUCUCACGGCACUGAAAAAGAACACCACGCUGCCUUCUUGCUCACCCAAGGAACCAACGGUGGCCAGGAUUCCUGGUGCCGAGGAGAAAAAUUCUGAAGGUAACGAAGAUUCUACCACGGACAGUACCACCACACAGAACACAACAACCUUCACCACCACUACAGUCUCGACAGAAACGACGAACUCCACCGUCACGUCAGGCGGUGGUGGAGAAGAAAAUGCAACCACUCAGACUUCCACCCCAACUAUUUCCACAACAGAAACAAAUGCCAUUUCCAGCGAUACAACCACUCUCUCCACAGACACAACCACUCUCUCCACAGACACAACCACUCUCUCCACGGACACAACCACUCUUUCCACAGACACAACCACUCUCUCCACAGACACAACUACUCUUUCCAGCGGCACAACCACUCUCCCCACCUCGACCACUGACGACACCACCAUCCCUGCAUCCACAACCACAGGAGACGCCACCACGACCACUGCAGCAACGAAUGCCACUACACAAGCAGCGACAGAGGAACCUAAGACAUCUAAAAACACCGCCAGGGGUAAAGACAUUGCUACCACCACAGUGCCUGGCACCACUGUGCAAGUCCCCAUCACCACAGAAACUCCCUCCAUCACGCCGAUCAUCACUACCAUAGAUGUUGCCGAUAUUACGGAGGCUGCCACCACUGUCGAAGUUGCAACCACUGUGGAAGCUGCCACCACUGUGGAAGCUGCCACCACUGCGGAGGCCGCCGCCACCACCUUGGACUCCAGCAAUCCCGAGGAGAUUGUCAGGAGGAAGAGAAGUGUGGGAGAUGAUUUCAACGCCAACAAUGAGGACCAGCUAGAAGACAAAGAGGAAGAACAAGAAGAAGAGGAAGAAGAAGAAGAAGAAGAAGAGGAAGAAGAAGAAAAAGUUUGGUUAGAAGACAUAGAUAAUGGAAUCUACAUCUCUCGAAGGAAGAAGAGGAGCGCGAUGAGCAGCGACAGUGGGAAAGUAAUAGUGGCCAGACCCUUCAGGCGCAUAGUGGAGACCGUGAACGACAAGGGCGUGAUGUUUGACAAGUAUCACAAUGCAUCCACCUGCUCCUGCAAGCCUGGGAGCCGAGUGUCUGUGGAACUGUGCAUCAAGGACCUGGUGUUUGAAGAUUCCCUGGCAAAUAACAAAUCUGAGAACUACACUUACUUCGCACACAUCUUCGUCAAGGAGUUACGGAAGUACAUGUUGGAACUCAAAGACCAGAAGGGCAUGUAUGUGUUCCGCAGGAUGGAAAUGCCCACGUUUACCAAUCUGUCAGGCGCCACCGUCACCCAGCUCAACACUUUGGUGGACAUGACCCUUAUUCACAAUCUUGCCGCCUACUACGUCACCAUGGCCCUUGACUUGAACAUCGGGGUGACACAUAGACUCGCUGGAUACAAAACAGCGGUAGAGAACUGCCUCUUCGUGGUGGAUGUCACCCCGGAGCAGCCCGAGCCCCCACGAGAGAUGUUUUGGUACAUCCUUCCCGUCAUCGGCCUGGGAAUACUCGCGGCAUUGGCUUUCCUCCUGUGCGUGGGCAAGAAACAGGCCUUCUACGUCCGCUUCUGGUGAGGGAGAAGAGUAGAAGACACAGCAGCGUAACGAGGGAGGAGGCGAAGAAGCUGAAGGUGAAGGAACGAACAGCCACUUAUCAACUAUACCAGCUGUUUGGAGGAACGAUCUGAAGAAGGGAACAAGAACGACUACACUAUCUUGAGGAGACGCGGAACCUGAUACAUGGAGAGAGAGAGAGAGAGAGAGAGAGAGAGAGAGAGAGAGAGAGACACACACACACACACACACACACACACACACACACACACACACACACACACACACACACUCUACAUAUAUUUAUAAUUACAUUUUUUUGGAUAACUCAAAGGAAGGGAACCGUAAUAGAGAAGCCUUGAAUUAGAAGUUGAUGAUACUCGCGUGGAGAGGAGAUAUGUUUUACCUCCUUAUCUCCUCCUAACCAAACCUAUCCAAAACUAACGUAAUCUAACCCAACACGACAUGAUAUAACAUAGUAUAAAAUGACCCAAAAAAUUAAUCUCCCACUCUUCAUAUCACUUGCUAAUUUACCAGAACCACACCGUUUCAUAUUACAUCUGACUAUUUCUGUACUUCCCUUUUUUCUCUGUAUUGUUUUUCGAGAGUGUUUUCUUAUUAUCGCCAAUAUUACAUCUGGAUCUUUCUUUUACACAUAUCUCUAUUUUCUAUCACUCGACAAGAGGACAUAGCUGGACGACCAUCAUAUAUUGACACAGGAAAGAAGCGACUGGUCACGCUCACUCCCUUAGUAGGCCAAAAUAUACUAGAGUCUGGCUAUUUCUUUGAUACUUUUUUAUAUUUUCUAGUACUUAACAAGACAUAUCGAGGCAUGAUGUAUUGACAGAGGAAAGAAGUACGUGGUCCAGCACACUCCCUAGUAAGCAAGUGUAGAGUGGAGACUGAAGAUAUGUACAGUACCUAACAAGAAGACAGCGGUGACAGACGAGCCUGCGCAGUCACUCUUUUGGUUUGUUUACUUAGCUUGUCUUUAAUUUAUUCACAGAACAAUGUAGUUUCACUUUUUUUCCCCCGUUUCUCCUGGCUUUAGUUUUCUUUCAUCUUGUUUUUUCUCCUUUUUAUAUACUUGUUUAUUGUUUAUGUAUGAACGUAUAAUAUAUUAGUUACUUAAUGUAUGUGUGUGUGAGUGUGUGUAUGGUUAGUAUAUUUUUUUCUUUUUCAUAUCAAUUUACAUAUUUCUCUCGUUAUUUUCUUACAAUUGUAUAGCUUCGCUUUAGCUUUAUGUUCCUUGUUUAUAUACAGAAUAUUCAACUACAAUAUACACGUAAAACAUUUUUCUGACUAGUUAAUCCCUCUUUGUUUUUAUUUUUUUUAUUUAUUUUUUUACUUAUUUUAUUUCAGUUUUAUUUUAUGAUAUUUCCACAUGUAUACUCUAUUUUGUUCAGGUUUUUUAUCUUUUGCUUGUGUAGAGAGAAUGCUUUUAUAGUAUGAUUUUUCUCUUUACUAAUUUAUGUCCUACUUUUUGUAUUAUUUGUAUAGUCUCUUCGUUCAGCUUUGUUUCAUUUUCAUAGUUCAGUCUCUCAGUGUCCGCAGCGGGCGUGAUAGUGUAGCGGCAGUGGUCUGGUGCUCAUCAUGGGGGUUGUUUGUACGUAGUCUUGUUAACGCCCCAAGAGGUCUUUGGGUUUCCUGAUCUUGUUUCCGCCUCGCUUUGCUUCAUCCCACCCGGCACCGUCCCGCCUUACCAGCCCGCCCUUUGCUUCGCUCCAUCAAGCCCGCUCUAUGUUCAGUCCUAUAAGAAGUAUAGGUGAAGCUGGUGGAAAGAUGGAGAAGGAGGAGGAGGAGAAACAGGAGAAAGGACAGCAAGAUGAGGAACUAGAGAAGGAGGAGGAGGAGGAUUUAAUAACUAGUGUUUACCCAGCGCUAACACAAUAAAACUGCAGAAUCUGAUCUGUCUUUUCGCAGCACACGAGGAAAACAGGGCUGGAGCUGAUGGUUGGCUGGCUGGCUGGCUGGCGAGCGGGCGAGAGAGAGGGUGAGCGUCCCAUUGCCAACUAUUGGAAAACACGUGUUUAUUCAGUUAUUUUGUUAUUCAGCCCAGUGAACUUUGCAACAGUUUUCCAUUUUUGGGGAGAGCCAGAUAGAAAAUAAACACAUAAGUAAAUGCCAUUCAUGAAUGAGUGUCCGACCAUGAGAGAGAGAGAGAGAGAGAGAGAGAGAGAGAGAGAGAGAGAGAGAGAGAGAGAGAGAGCGGAAGGGGGGGAAAGGGGGGAAGAGAAAGAUUCAUCGUCAGUAUCACUCGCUCUACACACAUAAGUCCAUGUUGACACUUGCACCACGUGAGUGUAGCUUGUUUUGAAAAGAGACAGGAUUGUGACGUAACGAAACAGGCGGGGCGGCAAAACACAGACAGAAAACUCAUGAACGAGAACAGUAAAAAGACGUAAAUUACAUAACCGUUUACAUAUGAGGGUUAGUCUAAGUUAGAUUACUUUUAGACUCAUUCAUUUCAUUAAUUUCACCGCUGACUCCUUCACUGUAUAUAUUGCGACUUGGAAAGGCAUCAUUCUUUUGUCCAGAAAUAAACACUCACUGUUGGGAAAUGAAAAGAGUAAGGGUAUCCACAAAACCCAGAAAUACAGAAGACUAACAACAAAACAGCUGAUAUAAGAAACCGAAAGACGUACUAACGAGGACAACUAAAAGAGAAAGCGAAAAAAAAUAGAAACUGAAACAAUAUAGAAAACUGACGAGCAAAAGAAAUAUAAUAAAAUGAGACAGAGUUAAAAGGCAAGAAGGAGAAGAAUUGUAGGAGAAAGGAAACAGAAGCGUAGUUCAGAUAGAGCAUGAAAGUGUAACCAAGGGACGGGACGAGAAGGGGACAGCAGGUGGACGACGAGAGUGUCUGCCUGCCUGCCUUGCCUCCCGCAGCUGAGUGUCAUUAGUGAGUGCCAGGGAAGCAAGGCGGAGAGAGUCAGGUGGGUGGUAACCAUGACGACCUGGAGAGAGAGAGAGAGAGAGAGAGAGAGA